UUAUAUGAAAUCCAAAGCAGAUGUACUGGUGAUUUGUAAAGCUGAUUACAAAGAGCAUUUAGGCGAGUUUUCAUGUACAGCUCGCAAUUCUCUUGGCAAUAAGACAGCAAAGGCCAAAGUGGAAAUACUUGCUCCUCCAGUUAUUAAGCCAUUUUCAGAGAUUAAACCAGAAAUCAGCCUAGAGUUUACUCUCUUCUGUGAUGCUGAUGGCAAUCCUAAACCUACAGUUUGGUGGACGAAAUUUGAUGAUACUACAUCGAACUUCAGUCCUUUUGAAAAUAGAAGUAAUGUGUUGUAUUUUGCGUCUUUCGAAGAAGGCAACAGUGGAACUUAUCGUUGUUACGCGCAGAAUGGUCUAAAUAUCACCUCGGAAGACCAUGAAUUGGCUUUCGUCGUCGAUGUGUCACCCAUCAAAGCACCACUAAAGGCAGAUUCUAACAAAACUCCCAUGGUUGUUGGUGGUAUUAGUUUCUUUAUUAUUCUCAGCCUUGUUGUCGUUGUUGCCGUUAUUCUUUAUAAACGAAAGAAACAUGGAGGAUUUUACAUUCUAACCAUGCCUCCACUUACUGACUACAUCAAAAGUUAG
This is a messenger RNA of Xenia sp. Carnegie-2017, 586 nucleotides long. RefSeq names its product peroxidasin-like. Bases 5 to 586 code for a protein of 193 amino acids. Gene Ontology annotation, cellular component: axon; plasma membrane. The record is from RefSeq and is a predicted model, not a curated record. The transcript has 3 exons. NCBI's taxonomy places the organism in Eukaryota, Metazoa, Cnidaria, Anthozoa, Malacalcyonacea, Xeniidae. Gene Ontology annotation, biological process: dendrite self-avoidance; homophilic cell-cell adhesion; axon guidance. Gene Ontology annotation, molecular function: cell-cell adhesion mediator activity.